UUCCAAGAUGGCGGCUUCUGGUGACGUGGAUGAACUCUUUGAUAUCAAAAACCAUUUUUUCAUAGGAAAUUAUCAAGCUUGUAUCACCGAGGCUCAGAGAAAACAGCCAUCAACAAGGGACCUCAUUGUUGAGAAAGAUAUCUAUAUGUAUAGAGCAUACACUGCUCAGGGAAAAUAUGGUGUUGUCUUAGAUGAGAUUUCUCAGUUAUCUCCUCCUGAGGUUCAACCAGUAAGAAUUCUGGCCGAUUACCUUCAAAAUCACAAAAAAAGGGACUCGAUUUUGAAUACCAUAGAAAAGCAACUCAAUACAAGUGAUAUUAAUGACUAUUAUUUGUUGAUGGCUGCAUCAAUCUAUCUUCAUGAAGAGAAUUUUGAUUCAGCUUUGAGGUGUCUUCAUCAAUCAGACUCCCUUGAAUGCUCUGCAUUGACUGUACAAAUAUAUAUUGCAAUGAACAGAAUAGAUCUUGCAAAGAAGGAAAUUAAGAAAAUGCAGGAUAUCGAUGAUGACGCAACCUUAACGCAACUGUCACUGGCAUGGUUCAAUCUAGCAGUGGGAGGUGAGAAGUGCCAAGAUGCCUAUUACAUUUUCCAAGAACUUGCAGACAAGUACUCUUCAACAGUCAUGCUCCUUAAUGGUCAGGCUGUUGCUUAUAUGCAUCAAGGAAAAUAUGAAGAUGCUGAGAGUCUCUUGCAGGAAUCCUUGGAUAAGGAUAGCAACAAUGCAGAGACACUCAUUAACAUGAUAGUACUUUCACAACACUUGGGUAAAGCACCAGAGGUUAGCAACAGAUAUAUUUCACAGCUAAAAGAUGGUCAUCCUCUUCAUCCAUUCACCAAAGAUUAUGUUGCAAAGGAAAAGGAUUUCGAGAGAUUUUCAACUCAAUACGCUCCCUCGGCAUGAAAAAUAUAAAUAUAACUCAUUAUUAAAUUCAAGUAGAUGUGAAACAGCUGUAAAAAUUUGCAUUGUCAGCAGUUCUGCAGCAUGCCAGUGAUUUGAUGCAAGACAACCCCUUUUAGGAAUUUGAGCUUGUUGUGACACGUUGCCUGUAGUUUGAAAUUUUUUUACAGCUGGUUGAAAUCUUUCUGUAUGCUAUCAGUAUUCACACACAGUAAAGCCCUAAAUUUCAUCUAGAAAUUAGAAUAAUAGAUUAAAGAUAAAUGUAGUUGGUUAUAA
This is a messenger RNA of Actinia tenebrosa (Australian red waratah sea anemone), 1174 nucleotides long. Its product is annotated as coatomer subunit epsilon. Gene Ontology annotation, molecular function: structural molecule activity; protein binding. NCBI's taxonomy places the organism in Eukaryota, Metazoa, Cnidaria, Anthozoa, Actiniaria, Actiniidae. Gene Ontology annotation, cellular component: COPI vesicle coat. The record is from RefSeq and is a predicted model, not a curated record. Gene Ontology annotation, biological process: intra-Golgi vesicle-mediated transport; retrograde vesicle-mediated transport, Golgi to endoplasmic reticulum; endoplasmic reticulum to Golgi vesicle-mediated transport.